Molecule: messenger RNA, 1695 nt
Organism: Schizosaccharomyces osmophilus
Lineage: Eukaryota; Fungi; Ascomycota; Schizosaccharomycetes; Schizosaccharomycetales; Schizosaccharomycetaceae
Product: DNA-binding transcription factor
Exons: 1
Coding region: 1-1695 (564 amino acids)
Biological process (GO): regulation of DNA-templated transcription; response to xenobiotic stimulus
Molecular function (GO): zinc ion binding; DNA-binding transcription factor activity, RNA polymerase II-specific
Source: RefSeq, a predicted model, not a curated record
AUGGAAGAAUUGGGGUCGAAACGUAUUCGAACAAAAAAGGCCUGUGUUGUUUGCCAUAAGAAAAAACGAAAAUGCAGUGGUACUUUUCCUUGUUUUUACUGUGAAAAAUUUUGCUAUGAAUGUCAAUAUGCUCAGGAUCUAGUGAAAAACAAUACUUCCUAUCAAAAAAGCAACUGGUCAGAGACAGAAAGUAAUUAUAUACAAUCACUAGAGUCAGACAAAUAUAAACAAGAUGGUUACUCUCCACCUGGAUCUGACAAUUCCAAUGAGGUAUGGAGUUCUCGUAAUUAUGAACUCGAUGACCAUGCAAUUCAGGAAAAGAAAAAACGAAGGAUGACUCAAAACACAAAUGCCCUUUGUUUUCCUGCUAUCGUGAGUGAAAAACUUGAAGCGUCUCCGAUUACACGAUAUAAGCCAUUAGCUUGGAAUAUGGGUGCUCGUUUGCCUCAAGUGCCGAGUGAAAAUUCGAAAAUACACACUUUUAUAUCAAAGGAACAAUGCUUUUACUAUGUUUCUAAAUAUUUUCAAGACGUGAAUCCCAUUUUUGAAGUGUUGGAUCAGGUUGCUUUCGAGGAGCAAAUUCAUAAACGUUGGGCUGCGGACAUGACCGCUGAAUUCGGGGUUUUACUCUGCACUGUUGUAGUCCUUGGCUCUUUCUUUUCACAUACCAAUUCCUUGUCGAAUGAACUUCAAUUAAUGCAAUAUGCCGAAGGUAUGCUGAAUAAUAGUGCAUUUUCUAUCAACAGUAUUCCAUCGAUCAGCCAGAUUGUUACUUGGAUUCUACGAAGUGUCUAUUUACGAACUGCCGCUCAUCCACAUAAUGUUUGGCUAGCGUCUUGUGUUUCUAUGCAAUGUAUUGAGAUUUUCUGCCUGUACCAUAAUACUAAUGAGGAAGAAGUGACUUUAUCUGAAUCGGAGCAGCAAAACUACUAUUAUUUUUCUUCAAAAAACAAAAUUUUUUCCAUUGGAUGGGCUUUUAACAGAAUUUUAGCAUCGGAGUAUGGGACAACGCCAAUUAAAUUGUCCCAAAUGAAUAUCAAAGGGGUACAUUUUUCAGAACAAUCUCAAUCUCAUCAACUUGCACGUUUAGCAAGUGUUUUACCAGAAAGUGACGAACUGACAAAGGAACCCCAAAUGGCAUACUUUGCAGCAAUCCAGAGGAUAUCACAGCUUUCCAAGCUACAACCAAUUCAAUUGACACUUAUAAGGGCAACCGUUUGUUUUCAUUUAUAUCGAAGCCUUUAUUUAACAAACUCUCACCCUGAUGAAACGAUAGUUGUUAUAAUAGUAAAAAUGACUGAUGAAGCACUAGAUAAGUGUCUCGCUUUAUGCCAAAAGAGACUAGCAUGGUGGAGUGUAUUAGAUAUUCCAUUUCAUGGUAUUUGUGUUCUUUUGUCAAUUGACACCAAGGAAAGCUUGCAGCUAAUUCCAAAGGCAUUCAAAGUGUUGAAUACUGCUAUAGACACAUUCAAUACCCCUGCUUCUAGAGACGCUUUUCAGGUCGUCUCAGCAUUAUGUGAUGCAUUAAGGGAUAGGAAAAUAAACGAAGCAAAACUAUUAGAUUAUAGACAACCGCUGAAAAAACAAAACGAAACUGAUUUCGACAACUUUAAUUUGCACGGAUCUUCUGAAUUGGUUUUGGGAGACCCUUUUUUUGAUUUAUUUAAUUUAGGUGAUACGGAUAUUAGAUUUUAA